Molecule: messenger RNA, 5272 nt
Organism: Macaca mulatta (Rhesus monkey)
Lineage: Eukaryota; Metazoa; Chordata; Mammalia; Primates; Cercopithecidae
Source: RefSeq, a predicted model, not a curated record
CUGCUGGAUUCCUGGGGUGGGUACGAGCCCCUCACCUGGGCCCUGUGCACUCAUUGAUCAUGUAACUGGGGUCCCUGCUUCUUUUAUCUAGAGCUGGGAGGAGAAGUCGUACAUGUCAGGCAGCAGGGUUCUGGCCCCUACCCCGAUUCCCUUAUCUCCAGCCGGGGCCGGGGCCCACCCUCCAUGGACUUUCUCUGGCGCCCCCAGACACCGAAGCGGCAGCAGCGACAGCCCGGGUGGUGCUUCAUGCUGGAUGUGUAUUUUCAGAAGCUGCGGGGGACGUCAUGUGUAUAAAAUUAGCAUUGCCUUGUUGGCCCCUUUCAGACUAAUUCGGAGUGAAAUGUUUUAGCAAUGGUGGGCUGAUUCUAUCAGGAGGACAAGAACUAAUUAAAUUCCCUCUGACCAUCAAGCAGUAAAUUAUUUAUAUCCAGACAGAUGCAAUCUAAUCUCUAGCAUCCAACGAAACCCAACAUGCAUGCUACUUGAUUUUUCAAGGGGAGAGGAAGAAAAAAGACAAGGCUCAAGUACUCAAGAGAGGAGAGAGACGGCGGAGAGAGCCACAGGACUCUGGCCCGAGAGGCACUCAGCUCCCUGUGUGGAUGGGGAAGCCGCAGACUCGGGUUGAAAUUCUGUCUCUGAGACGCUAACAAUCUUCCUGCAGUCGCUGCUCCUCCCCAGCAGCCCCCUCCUUGCCAAGGACGGUCCAGAAGGAGCCCCACUGGGGCCUCCCCGCACAGCAAAGCAGACCUCACCUCCCACUACCAGCGUGAAGUCAGAACAGCCAGAGGAAAUUCUGCCACCAUUUUCCCAGAGCUGGUCUGCAGCCCCUCCGUCUGGGAACCUGCUCCUGGAGUCAGCCCUCUGCAAACAGAGAGCCCAGAGUGCCUCGGGGAAAAUUGGCUGAAUAAAAGAGCGAUCAGGACGCCACGGCUCCGCCUGAAGCAAUGGCCCAGCCCUACCCCCCUGCCCAGUACCCCCCUCCGCCACAGAACGGCAUCCCUGCCGAGUAUGCCCCGCCCCCGCCGCACCCCACGCAGGACUACUCCGGCCAGACCCCGGUCCCCUCAGAGCAUGGCAUGACCCUGUACACACCAGCACAGACCCACCCCGAGCAGCCAGGCUCCGAGGCCAGCACACAGCCCAUCGCCGGGACCCAGACAGUGCCGCAGACAGACGAGGCGGCACAGACGGACAGCCAGCCGCUCCACCCCUCCGACCCUACAGAGAAGCAGCAGCCCAAGCGGCUACACGUCUCCAACAUCCCCUUCCGGUUCAGGGACCCCGACUUGCGGCAAAUGUUCGGGCAAUUCGGAAAAAUUUUAGACGUGGAGAUCAUUUUUAACGAGCGGGGCUCCAAGGGUUUUGGGUUUGUAACUUUUGAAACUAGCUCAGAUGCUGACCGAGCCCGGGAGAAGCUGAAUGGGACGAUCGUAGAGGGACGGAAAAUUGAGGUCAAUAAUGCCACGGCCCGAGUCAUGACCAACAAGAAGACGGGGAACCCCUACACCAACGGCUGGAAGCUAAAUCCAGUGGUCGGCGCAGUCUAUGGGCCUGAAUUCUAUGCAGUGACGGGGUUCCCCUACCCCACCACCGGCACAGCUGUUGCCUACCGGGGCGCACAUCUUCGGGGCCGGGGCCGGGCCGUGUAUAAUACGUUUCGGGCUGCGCCACCCCCACCCCCCAUCCCGACUUAUGGAGCGGCACUGGAGCAAACGCUUGUUAAAAUGCCAGUCCCAUGGGCGGGGCUGGCACCGUGCCCCCUCCCUCCUCAGCAGACACCGGAGCCGGCCUACCCCACCUCUCCAGCGUUCCCACCACUUUCUUGUCCGUUUGCUUCCAGGGUCGUGUAUCAGGAUGGAUUUUAUGGUGCUGAGAUUUAUGGAGGCUACGCAGCCUACAGAUACGCUCAGCCCGCUGCAGCGGCAGCCGCCUACAGCGACAGUUACGGCAGAGUCUACGCAGCUGCCGACCCGUACCAUCACACCAUCGGGCCCGCGGCAACCUACAGCAUUGGAACCAUGGCUAGCCUCUGCCGAGGAGGGUACAGCCGCUUCACCCCCUACUAGCAAGAGACCCAGCCCCUAACAGCAUUCACACUGACUGUCUAUUACACACCAAACCCAACAGCCCAAAACCAGGCACAGCCACCAGAAGACAGUGCACCCCUCCCGGUCAGCGCCACGCACGGCUGGCCCUCUGCGACGCUAAAAUCCAUAGAUUUUUCUCUCCAGCCAGUUGGUCUCCCCACCCCACCUGUGCUGGUGUGUGUGUCUUUGACCCUGGUUUUUCCUGUAUGUCUGAAACUGUGAUUUCCUAUUUUGACUUUGUUGAUGUUGUACUACCCGAGCCAUUGCAGGUACGGUAUGCACACCGUGGGGUCCAGGCUGGGCCAGGAGACCAGGCAGCCCCCGACCCGGGAGUAGCGGUAGUGCCCUAUGAGGGCAAGAGCCACGUUUCCUGGCCUCCUGGGCUGCACAGAACGACAGAAACGCCCGGCAGGGCCUCCCCCAAAGCCACCCCGCCAGCCCCGUGCCACGGCCCUAGUAUCCAGCACCCUGAUGUAGGGAGGGAGGGGCUCCGGGCACCCAGUGUGGGUCUCCCCGGCCUGAGGGUGCUCCCGCGGGCUUUCACCCAGCCAACCACAGGAGUAGCCAUGCCCCUCCUUGCCCCAUUCAGCUGAAAUUAAUAUUUUUAAUUAAAUUUUAUUGAUGAUAUAUCUUGCCGACUAGUCACAAGCACGUCGCGCAGUGUGCAAACUGCCGUGGUCACGCCAGUCUCCGCGACUCCUUAACACGGCCGCAGCAGAAAAUGGAAAUGUGGAAAGGCGUGUCCUGGCCCCCCCCUCAAGGCGCCCCUUAGCACCGCAGGGCCAAGGCCAGGCCAGCCCUGCAGGGAGGUUGUCCUGGAGGCACAGCCUACUUUCCCUGUCCCCAAGCUCCGAAAUGUCUUUAUUGGGGUAUAUUCUGGAAGGAGGGGUCCUCAGCAGGCGAGCCGAUGAGGGGCAGAAUGCACCCUUCCUCAGGCCCUCCCCUGAGCACAGGCCAGUCAGCCCCCUCCCUGCAUUAGGGAGACUGCGGGCAGGGCACUGUGGCCUGCGGGCCGCUCCUUCCUCAGCCCUGGGACUGGCCAGCCCGGCGCAUGGCGCUUCUGGGGAGACGCUGGCUGGGACCUCAGUUGAGCAGAGCCCUGGGUAGCUGCUGGCCUGCCUGGGAAAAGCCAGCCAAGACAGGCACAGUCCUUUCCUGGGGCUGGCCUGGGGCACACACAUCUGUACCCCCAUGACAGGGAAAAGUAGCCUCAGGUUCUGAGUGUGCCAUGGCUGGGCUCCUGGGGCUAGAAGGCCAGCUGGAGGGUGUGGGUUCCCCACCAGCCAGGGCUGAAGUCCUGCCACCCACCAGGCCCUCGCCGUGGGGGGCCUGGCUCCCCCACCUCCCGUGGCCAGAGCAUCACCUUCUGCUAUCUCAUCCAGGCCACCUCGAGGCCUGUGUUGGCCCAGCCUCUCCACUCACUCUGCCCCGCUCAGCUCUGUCUCCUCCUCAUGGCCCCAGGUGUCUCUUCCCAUCCCGGGCUGCCUGGGCCUCAACCUGGUGUCCACCCACACUCACCCCUGGAAGAUCAGGGUCCUGGAAGCUGGGGGGCAGGUGUGGCGGCGCCAGGACUCUAGGCCAGGGGCCCCAUGCCACGCCGUCCUGUCGCCCUCACACCUGCCACGCCUCCCCCUGGGAAGCUGCAAGUCCUGCCUUUCUGUUUCUGUUGUAGUGAAACCUUCCACCGUUUCCUUCUCGGACCAUGAAGGGCAAAAACAAAAAAACAAAAAAAAUCACAAAACAAAAAAAACAAAAAAAGAUGUUAAGAUCCAAGCAACAAAAAAAAAAAACAACCAAACCAAGAGGCAUCCAACCAAGUCCAAGUCCCGCGUCCUGGCCACACGCCCGCACCGAGGGAGCACGCCGGCAGGGGCGCUGAGGAGCGGCCCCGGGACUGGACGGCCCCACCGCGUCCUGGCUGGCAGCGCAGUGGGAACACGCCCCUCCAUCUCAGGCAGUGGGGGAGUUGGAGGGGAAGGGGCCUCCCUUGCGGGGCCCGUGGGGGGCUCUGUUUUCCAUCCAGUCUUCCUUUCCCAGCCCCCAACUCCCAAGGCGGUGUGGAGCCCAGCGGCGGCAGAGCAGGCCCGGGGCCUGAGCAGGGAGGUGCUGCUAGCAAGACUUGAUCUUUGUGGCCAGCUGUGCCGGGGGGCCGGCGGGGCUGGGGGGUGCGGGCAGCUUUCAUCCCAGGGGCUCCACUGGGCCCCAUCACCCUCGUGUCGUGUCCCCUGCGUCCCACCUCCCCCAUGCCCGGCAGUCCCGCCCGUGCCCCCAGCCUGGCGAGGAAGCCGUCCAACAGUAGCCCCGGGACCAACUCCUGACAGGAAGGGCUGAUGUGGCUCCAGGACUCAGGCGCUCCAUGGGAGGAUGAAGGAAGUCCAGCCAGCCAGGAGCCACUCCUCACACCUCCGAGUGUGGCCAAGUGGGCCCUGAGGCCAAGGACUUGCUCUUCCUGGCCACCUCUCCCUUUCUGGAGGUGGCCUGGGGCCUGUGCACACCAAGGCUGACCUCGUGCUGCCUGCUGGGACCCAGCCCUCCCUGCCGCUCCCCUGCGAGCCCAGUCCACUGUGGGCGGCCAGGGACGGGCCAGUGCCCAGCUGCGCCUCAAGGUUGGGAGUCUCAGUGGCUGUGGGCCUGGACCGGCACAGCCAGAGCAGAGGCCCAUGGGAAGGGCAAGGGAUGGGGAAGCCUGGGCCGGCCCCUUCGCUGCUCCCAAGGCAGGUGUCCAGGUGGCAGGAGCAGCCAAGCUCACCUGGUGGGAGGAGCAGAGCAGGUGGCAGGGAGGAGCUCCUGGCAAGGCAGGGAGCACAGAAGUAGGGAAGCAGCAAAAAAUACAGGCUCCCGACGUGACUCCACUGUCUCAUGAAACGUCAAAAAUUUAAAAAUACACCUCACUUUCUAUUCAGCAUCAGCUACUGAAGCUAUCGAAAUGGAAUUCUCCUUUUCUAUUCCCGUUGUACAUAGCCCCACGCCCUGCCUCUGGCUUUGUCCUCUGUACAGAGCCCCCGUCCCCUCUGCUGUUCCGGACCCUUUUCUUGCAGCAGCUCAACCCCCUGACUCAGAUCCCCAGGACUGCAGCCGAGCCCCGGGCUUCCUUUCUUACCAUUCUGUAUGCUUCCAAGGUGUGACCAUUCCAACUAACAGUAUUAUUAAGAUGAUUAAUAAAGAUUUCUUUCUUCAAACCAGGA